CUCCCCAACCGCCCAGAGUCUGUCCUCCCCACCGAGAGCAGCCGGGGAGUCGGUCAGAGAAGGAGCAGCUAGCUGGAGCUAGAGGAGGGCGAGGCUGAGCGGGCUGCCGUUUGGGAUGGAGGGCAGGAGGUGGGGUCAGGAUGACUGGAAUCUCCAUCUGUGCAUUCAGGACAAGUGCUGGCUCUGGUGCUGGUCGCCGCCUUGUGGGGUGGCACGCAGCCGCUGCUGAAGCGGGCCUCCGCUGGCCUACAGGAGGUGCAGGAGCGGAACUGGGCCCGACAGUUGCUGCAGGAGAUGAAGACCCUUUUCUUGAAUACUGAGUACCUGAUGCCCUUUCUGCUCAACCAGUGUGGCUCCCUUCUCUACUACCUCACCUUGGCAUCCACAGAUCUGACUCUGGCUGUGCCCAUCUGCAACUCUCUGGCCAUUGUCUUCACAUUGAUUGUUGGGAAGCUCCUUGGAGAAGAUGUUGGUGGAAAACAAGCAGCUGCUGGCAUGGUACUCACCGUGACAGGAAUUACACUGUGCAUCAUGAGCUCAGUGAACAAAACCCAGGGGCAGCCAUCUACCUUUUGAGUGGACCAAUCCCACCUCCACCCCUGCUGUCUCCGGGAAGUCCCUGGGCCAUGAUGCGAAGGCAGCGAGCAGAUGGACCAGCUCUUGUUCUCUUCGAGCCCUAGCUUCCUCAUCUCUUCUGGAGAUAACAGCUACCUCAUGGAUCACAAAAAGAGAACAGCAGUGAUGGAGUUUUGUAACUUUCAAGCCGUGCUCAGUUGCUGGGAGUUAGCCUGGGAGACUUUACACUUAACUCUCAGCAGCCUCUCCACCAGCAGCCCUUGCGGACAUCUCAGACCACAGCUAACCAUCACCCAGCCACAACCAACCUGGCCUGCUUCAGACUGUCAUGGUAUGCCGAGUCCACCUUCAUGGAAAGGGCCAGGUGUCGUCUCUGAGUUACAAAUAGAACCCAAAGACCUCCAGGGCUCAGCCACAGUGCCUUGGCUAACUGAGGGGUGGAACUGAGGGCACGAUGGUGCAUCAGAAUGGCAGGUAGGAGAAAUGAAGCUGCCUGUCAUCCUUGAGUUAGGUGAAAAUGCUCAACUGUCAACCCCUCUCAGACGACUGUGAGCCCCAGUGCCAUGUAAUUGAUGUAGCACCAGUGCAACAUCUGGCCAGUAGCAGCCUUCAGUAAAUCUGUACUAAACAGAC
Molecule: messenger RNA, 1209 nt
Organism: Cavia porcellus (domestic guinea pig)
Lineage: Eukaryota; Metazoa; Chordata; Mammalia; Rodentia; Caviidae
Gene: Tmem234
Product: transmembrane protein 234
Exons: 4
Coding region: 295-576 (93 amino acids)
Source: RefSeq, a predicted model, not a curated record